AUGGGGAAACAAGUAUUACAUUGUAAUAUACCGUGGAAAAGAAUUCCAAAAACGAUUGAUAACGAUAUACCGGUUAUAGACAAAUCUUUUGGGUUUGACAUUGCUGUGGAGGAAGCUCAACGAGCAAUCAACGCAGCUAAUGUUGAAGCAGAGAGUAAUGAGAAUGGUAUCGAUUUUGUUAAGCUUAUGGGUCGUUACAGUGGAUUCGUAGCGAUGUAUGCUACAUUAGCAAGUAGAGAUGUUGAUUGCUGCUUGAUUCCCGAGUCACCAUUUAACCUCAAAAGAGAAGGUGGACUCUUGGAGUUCAUAGAGAAACGGCUCAAGGAACAUGGUCACAUGGUGAUUGUUCUUGCUGAAGGAGCAGGACAAGAUUUGAUGUCCAAAAGCAUGGAAUCUAAUACUCUCAAGGACGUGUCUGGUAAUAAACUUCUUAAAGAUGUCGGCUUCUGGCUAUCACAAAGCAUUAAGGAUCAUUUUAAGAAGAUUCAGAUGGUGAUGAAUCUCAAAUACAUUGAUCCAGCAUACAUGAUCCAUGCUGUUCCAAGCAAUGCAUCAGACAAUGUCUACUGUACACUUCUUGCUCAGAGUGUGGUUCAUGGCGCAAUGGCUGGUUACACUGGCUACACCAGUGGUCUUGUCAAUGGAAGACAAACAUACAUCCCUUACUACGUAAAGAAUAACACAGAAACAGAACAAUGUGGUGAUUAUGUUCCGGAAAGUGGGAUUUAA
This is a messenger RNA of Thlaspi arvense, 729 nucleotides long. The record is from the annotation of a GenBank genome assembly. Lineage: Eukaryota; Viridiplantae; Streptophyta; Magnoliopsida; Brassicales; Brassicaceae.